AUGCGAAUGUUGCAGGGUAAAAAGCAAAAAAUGGACAAACUGUUAGGAGAACUUCAUACGCUUCGUGACCAACAUCUAAAUAACUCCUCUUGUUCUCCUCAAAGGAGUAUUGAUCAAAGAAGUACAACUUCAGCUGCUUCCGGUCCUGUAGGCAUAGUAACUGUUGUCAAUGGCGAAUCAAAUAGCCUGGCAUCUGCUCCCUAUCCUCCUGAUUCCCUGGUUUCUCAGAAUGAGAGUGAAGAGGAUGACAAUCUAAAUCCAACAGAAAAGCUUCAGAAGCUAAAUGAAGUUCGUAAGAGGCUGAAUGAGUUACGCGAAUUAGUUCACUACUAUGAGCAAACAUCUGAUAUGAUGACAGAUGCUGUGAACGAAAACACUAAGGAAGAGGAAGAAACAGAAGAAUCAGAAAGUGAUUCUGAACAUGAGGAUCCACAGCCUGUUACAAAUAUUAGAAACCCUCAAGGAAUCAGUAGUUGGAGUGAAAUAAAUAGCAACUCCAAUGUACAGUGUGGAACUAAUAACAGAGAUGGAAGACAUCUUAAUACAGACUGUGAAAUAAAUAACCGAUCUGCUGCUAAUAUCAGGACUCUCAAAAUGUCUUCUACUCUAGACUGUCAUAAUAGGGAAGAUGGCAAAGAUACCGACCUACCCCAGGGUGAAGAUGAUGAAGUGGAAGAAGAUAGAGUUAGUGAAGAUUCCAUAUCUAGUCACAGAAGCAGCCUGGGUGAUGCUGCUGGAGAUGCCGAGUUUGAGCAGAAGAUCAAUAGGCUUAUAGCUGCAAAACAGAAACUUAGACAGUUACAAAACCUUGCUGCUAUGGUGCAGGAUGAUGAUCCGGAAGCUCAAGCAACAAUUGCAAAUGCAUCUAAUAUAGGUGACUUGUUUUUGGGUGAGAUGGAAGAGACAAAGCAACAACCAAAUAAUGUCCGAGCUAGUACCAACAAGUUACAAAAAGAUGUAGGACUGAAUGAAAAAGCAAGAGAGAAGUUUUAUGAAGCUAAACUUCAGCAGCAGCAGCAGGAGCUUAAGCAGUUACAAGAAGAAAGAAGAAAACUGAUUGAAAUUCAAGAAAAAAUCCAAGUGUUACAGAAAGCUUGUCCUGACCUUCAAUUGUCAGCUGGCCUGGGUAACUGCCCAGCAAACAGGCAGACUUCACCAGCAACCUCAACUCCAGCCAUGAAUGAGUGUAACACAGCUGGCAAGCCUUUACUUGAAUUUGAUGAUUCUGUACCAGUAGGCAAUGAG
Messenger RNA from Pelecanus crispus (Dalmatian pelican), 1245 nucleotides. The record is from RefSeq and is a predicted model, not a curated record. Lineage: Eukaryota; Metazoa; Chordata; Aves; Pelecaniformes; Pelecanidae.